Molecule: messenger RNA, 4303 nt
Organism: Drosophila willistoni
Lineage: Eukaryota; Metazoa; Arthropoda; Insecta; Diptera; Drosophilidae
Gene: Grip
Product: glutamate receptor-interacting protein 1
Exons: 11
Coding region: 55-3258 (1067 amino acids)
Biological process (GO): neurotransmitter receptor transport, endosome to postsynaptic membrane
Molecular function (GO): protein binding
Source: RefSeq, a predicted model, not a curated record
AGAGAGAGAGAGAGAGAUAAAACAAUGCCAAUGUAACUGUUAUCAAAAUCAAACAUGAAAUUGUGGAAAUCAAAGAAACCUAUUGGCAGUUGUGUGCCCGGUAAGAAACAGGAGCAGCAACACCACCAACAACAACAACAACAACAACAACAACAACAACAACAACAGCAGCAGCAACAACAAUCUGAGGUCGUUUCCUCCAAUAAGCAAACGACAUCAAGCAACGGCAUUCCCUUGGCGCCUAUGCUAUCCGUUGACCGCGCAAUGAGUCCCGCGCAGUCCGAGGAUUCGGGCCUUGCCCCGGAACGAGGCACAACCUAUGCAACAAUAACACUGCCCCGCAAUGCUCUUCAUUUAGCCAUCACAUUUGCAGAGCGUCAUGAUCUAUCUUAUCCACCUGUUGUGGGCUCCCUCAAUCCAGUGGGUCAUGCUGCUGACUUUCUGGCUCCAGGUGAUCGUCUCCAUCAGAUUGAUGGCAUAUCGACAAUAGGUCUGAGUAAUCAAAAGAUCAUGGCCAUGUUGUGUGCUAAUGGAGGAGUUGUUGAUGCGGGACCAGCCAUUGUGGAGAUUGAGUACUCAUUGCCUGAAUACACAGUUUCCCAAAAUAGUCUCUGUGUUACAUCAAAGUUGGCCCAAAUCACUGUGGAACGGGAGAGUGGUUGCCUGGGUCUAACAUUACGCGGGGGAGCCGACUAUCCGUUGAUUGUGACCCAUGUGCGACCGCAUGGCCCAGUCUAUAAGACGGGUCGCAUCAAGCCAGGCGAUCGUCUAUUGCGAGUGGAUAAUGUCUCUCUUAUUGGAAAAACUUUGGCUGAGGCCCAACAGAUUAUCAAAUGUGGCGGACAUGUAUCGGGCUAUACCAAUCUGACCAUUGAAUAUGAUGUAUCCGUGGUCCAAAGUGUCGAAUUCUCGAUGGGUCCUCUGAUUAUUGAAAUCGAACGACCCAUGAAUGAUAAAUUGGGUUUGGUUCUGUGCAAUUAUUCAACAGUUGGCACCACAUCCAGUACAACGAGUACCGAUAAAUUGGAUGAAGUGACACAAUCGGGCAUCUAUAUAGCCAGCAUAUUGCCAGCAAGCAUUGCCGAUCGUUGCGGUGCCUUGUCUGUCGGUGAUCAGGUGCUAACUAUCGAUGACAAUAUGAUUGAGCAGACUGCCUGUACUCCCGAUGAGGUGAUGACUAUAUUGGAUACAAGCACUGGACGAGGUUAUACACAAAUGCAGAUCAUGCCGGCUCAUGCCUUGGCACGACGUGGUCACACUGCUCUCGGUAGUCCCAAGUAUAGCUUCAGUACUCUGGAAUCACGCAAAUCCACAUCGACGGGUAGGCAAAGGCAGCGAUUUGUAAGGAAAAGUUCAUUGCCAUUGGAGGUGAAUGGCAAUUGCAAUGCCAUUGGAGGAUCAGCAGGAGGAGCAGCUAAUGGAGCCAGUGGUCCAAUUGGCCUGUGUAGGGCGGAGAGUUUUCCCGUUCUUCUCGAUUGCAGCCAGGGUGCUGGAAUUGUUCUUUGCGAGGAGGCCAACAAUUGCGGCCGUGCGGCCGUAAGCAUAGCUCAAAUCCUGAGUGACUCUGUGGCAGAUCGCAGUGGUUGCAUUCAGCCAGGUGAUCGCAUUGUUGCCAUCAAUAAGAUGUACAAUCUGGAUGUCGCUGGCAUGCGGCAAUUGUUGGAACCGGCACGCAGUAAUAAUCCUCCACCAGCCAAUUGGCUAGAAUUGGAGAUUGAGUUUGAUAUGCCGGAUGCAGUUGUCCCCUCCAGUGGUGUAUUCAAUGUGAAACUUCUUCGCACAGGCAAAUGUGGCCUGGGUUUAAGUAUGGGAAAUCAUGGCGGCUUGGUUAUCACGGAUGUCAAAAUGGGAAGUCCUGCCCAUCGCUGCGGUUCUUUGAGAGCUGGUGAUAUUCUGCUAGCUGUCGAUCAGCAUCCAGUCCAGCAUUUCAAUGUCGAUGCCUUGCUCAAGGAGUCAUCUGUGGCCGGUUCGGCCCCACCAAGCAGCAGCACCGACUACACCACCUUGACCAUUAAACGUGUCAAUUUGCCCGAUUUUCUGCCCAGUCCCAUUUAUAGCAAUUGCCAACCCGGCAGCAAUGGUGUCUCCUCCGUAUCGAAUGGCGGCGAUCAUGAUCUAUAUAGCAGUGCCUAUGUGGCAGCUAAAUACGCUGAGGUCAAAUACAAUGACUGCGGCAGCAUUUCACUCAAAUCGAGGACACCGCAACCGGACUAUUUUCGUGGUCCUAGCAUGGAUGAGAACAGUUUGCAAUCGGUUGUUCAGCUGAGACAUGGCGGAUCUGCGGCUACUUCUGCAUCUGGCGGCGUCUGGAUCACAUCGAAUGGUUCAAAUGGUCGCGCCUAUCCGAAUGCUGCUAAUAAUACGCAAAGUCUGACCACAGAAUUGCCCGAAGAGGAGGAUGAUGAACAGGAUGAUGGCCUAGAUGGUCAGCGAUUUGCUGGCUAUGAACUAAAUCGAUAUGCCAGUGUUGACUGUACUGUAUUACCACCGCCCAUGGAGAACAAGGUAUAUGGAUCGGCUGCCAGCUCGAGCAGUAAGAGCAGUGGCAGUAGUUUACAUCAAAUCAUCUUUACGGUACGCUUGGAACCCAAGGGAGGUUUACUGGGCAUCACAUUGGCCGGCAGUGAGGAUAUCACAAAGCCCAUUACCAUUAGUGGUCUAGUGGAAGGAGGCAUAGCACACAAGAAUUCACAGAUUCAUGUGGGAGAUCAAUUGCUGGCCAUCGAUGAACAUUCGGUACAGGGUAUGCCUUUGUCACAUGCCACCAGUCUGUUGCAAAAUCUUGGUGAUCUGGUGGACCUAAAAAUACUGCGCAGUCAUGACAUGGCCAAUGGCCAUUCAUCCCAAAUCCAAACGCCACAGGCCAUCUAUGCCAAGGUGCAGCGACGACCGCGUAGUCCCUCGGCGAAUACAGAGGCAAGCAGCAAUCCUGGCUGCAAAGAUGUUCCAGGCGGAGGAGGAGGAGGAGCAGCAGCGCUUGGUAAUGGCAAACAGCGCAUCUUCCAUGUCACACUUUACAAGGAUAAAGUCUAUGAUGAUUAUGGGUUUUCCGUUUCGGAUGGACUAUACGAACGCGGUGUGUUCAUUAAUCGCAUACGAAGUGGCGGUCCAGCGGAUAUGUGUGGUCAAUUGAAGCCCUUCGAUCGCAUCAUGCAGGUCAAUGAGAUGAAAACACAGGACUUUGAUUGCUGUCUAACAGUGCCAUUAAUUGCAGCUGCUGGCGAUAAAAUCGAGAUGAUUAUGCAACGCACAGAAUAGAGGCAAUAUCUAUAAAUGUUUGUCUAUCUAAAUUUCUAAUUUUCUAUGCCCUUGCAAGAAAGGAUCAGAAGUGGGAAGGAAUCAAGCCUCCUUUUGCCAUAUAAAGUAUAUAUUCUUGAUAUAAGAGUUGACCAUAUAGUCAUUUUAUUCUGUCUGUUCGUCUGGAUUACAGUAUUUUCUUCUGAAACUGUAAAGUUGCUGCUUUUAGAUUUUUCAUGAAGGUUUUUAUAUACAUAUAGCUUUCAUAGGAACGACUAAAUAACUUCAAGUAACUUUUUUCAAUAGCUUUUUCCAGUUGAUUGUCGUAAUAAUUAAUAUAUGCCAGUUCUAUAUACUUAUUAAUGUCUGUGCCAAACUUGAUCAAGAUCGAAUGACUAUAUCACAUAGUUUUCAUAGGAACGAUCGGUCGGAAAAAACGAUAGUCUACAGUUCUGUCGAAUUUCAACAAAAUCAGAUAACUAUAUUAUAAACAGUCAUAUAAAUAUACGAUAAUAUGACAUCCUACUCCGACUUGAGUUCAUAGGUCGUUCCUUCGUGAAAACGUGACCUUGAACCAAGAAAAGAGUAACAGAAAAACUUGCAAGGGUAUACAAACUUCGACGCGAUCGACGUUAACCCCACUGACCCACUGUUUUUUUUUUUUUCUGGUUGUUAAGUUAUGCUAGUUGUAGGUUAAGCAUAGAGUACUAAGUGCCAUUACUCCAACAAAACCAAAAAUAAAUAAAAAGGAAAACUAAUAUAGAGACUAAUUUAGUAACACUUUUACUUUGUCAUCAUUGAAAUGCCUUAUAUACACUGCAAGAAAACAAAAACCCCAAAUAAUUUAAACGACAAUAUUCUAAAAAGUAAACAAAGUUAAUACAAUUAGUACGUAUUAUUAAGAGUAAAAAACAAAAACAAAAAACAAAACUCUCGAUGCCAUAACUUUAGUUGCGUAAACACAAAGAAUAUAUAACCAAAAAGAAAAUAAAAUUGAAGCCCCUUCAAAUUAGCUAAUAGAUUCAUAAUUCUAAUUUAAUUUUAAAAACAAACUGUUUUUUAGCUA